Molecule: messenger RNA, 981 nt
Organism: Fonsecaea nubica
Lineage: Eukaryota; Fungi; Ascomycota; Eurotiomycetes; Chaetothyriales; Herpotrichiellaceae
Exons: 2
Coding region: 1-981 (326 amino acids)
Molecular function (GO): methyltransferase activity
Source: RefSeq, a predicted model, not a curated record
AUGUCAGUCUCUGGUAGCGACAGUGCCUUGGAGGCAAUCAGUGAUCCCUUGGAUGACGACACUCACCCAGGUCUGGAUGAGACAGACUCUGGAUACUGGGAUCAAGAAUCCAGCACGCAGUCGGUGACAGAAAGCGUCUACGAAUAUGAGAGACUACAUAAUCGCACCUAUCAUUCCUUCCACAGAGGCAAAUACUUGAUGCCCAAUGACGAGAGCGAGCAGGACAGAAUCGACAUUACUUACCAUGCCGUCCGCCUGUCGUUGAAGAACAAGCUAUUCUUUGCUCCUAUCCCCCAUCCACAGGGGAUUCUCGACAUUGGAACUGGGACAGGUUCAUGGGCACUGGAGGCGGCUGAAGCACAUCCCGAGGCAAACGUCGUUGGCACAGAUCUGAGUCCCAUCCAGCCGAACUACGUAACGCCAAACUUGACCUUCGAGAUUGCCGAUGCCGACGAAGAGUGGGCAUUUCCCCAGAGAUUUGACCUGGUUCACACAAGGAUCAUGAGUGACUUUACAUUGAGGAGCUGGCCUCAUUUCUUCGAGCAAGCAUUUCAGUGCCUCGAACCCGGCGGCUGGGUGGAAUGCCAGGAGUUUGACUACAAUCGUCGAAGUGACGAUAACACCAUCCCGCCAAACAGUCGGCUUAGCUUCUGGGAACGUGAAUGGACGAGGGGAAUGGCAAUGGCUGGUUUGGGCGGCUUCUGCAGACCCAACCUCGUCAUGGAGCAGAUGCGCACUGCAGGUUUCGUCAAUGUUAUCUGCCGCAAGUACAAAAUACCCAUAGGCCCGUGGCCCAAGGAUCCCCAACUCCGCCAGGCUGGCAUGUUCGGCCUUGUCAACAUACUCGACGGCAUUCAAGGACUGAGCCUGAAGGUAUUUACAGAGCUGCUCGGAUACUCGCUUGAAGAGCUCGAGAAUUUACUGGAUGAAUGCCGAAGAGACGCGAGAGACCGCACGGUCCAUAGCUACUGGCCGUUGUAA